GUACAUAUUAACACAGCUAUGUUUAAUCCACCACUCAUUUUGUCAGCGACACAUUUGCUCCUACCUCCAAAUAUUUCUACCAGAGAGUGCUUUUUGAGGGAUUUUUUCAUGUAUGUUGUUGCAGAGAGCUUCUCCGAGAUACCUAGUUGGCCCUUUUGCUUUAUUAUUGUUUAUUCGUAGAUAAAGAUUCAAUAUUGUUGUUCGAAAUUUGAAGGAAAGAGGAAAAUUGGUAAAAGAACGAGAUGGGUUUACUGUAUGACGAUGCUGUUAUAAUUAGGCAAUCUGAGAGAGGCGAGGAGCCGAGUGUAAUAACGGUAAAUUGUCCAGACAAGACUGGCUUAUGUUGUGAUCUUUGCCGCAUAAUUAUGUGCUUCGGCCUCACCCUUGUCAGAACUGAUGUGUCAACUGAUGGGAAAUGGUGCUACAUAGUGUUCUGGGUUCAAUGCAAGCCGGGCACUCGAUGGAGUUUACUGAAAAAGAGAUUGAUGGAGGCAUGCCCGAGUUGUUCUUUUGCUUCUGGAAUCUUGUACGGUAGGGAUGAGUCGUGCCCCCCAAAGCCUCCGAAUGUUUUCCUCUUGAAAUUAUGCUCCCAUGACAGGAAAGGCCUUUUGCACGAUGUGACUAAGGUCCUUUGUGAGCUUGAGCUGACUAUAAAGAGAGUCAAGGUAUCAACCACUCCAGAUGGGAAAGUCAUGGAUCUUUUCUUCAUAAACGAUACGAGGGAACUUUUACACACAAAGCAGAGAAAGGAAGACACUUAUGACCACUUAAGAGCCGUUCUUGGGCCCGCUUUCAUCACCUGCGACAUAGAAUUGGUGGGGCCCGAAAUCACCACUUGCUCCCAACAGCCCUUCUUUCUUUCGGAUGCCACUUUCGGCCCAGACGCGUUCGGUGGGCCUAACGAUGGCCCAUCAUCAUCAUCCAUAACGAUGGACAACCUGCUGAGCCCGUCUCACACGCUGGUCCAGAUUGCUUGCCGGGCCCAUAACAAGGGCCUCCUUUACGAUGUCAUGCGGACUUUAAAGGAUUAUAACAUUCAGAUUUCUUAUGGGCGUUUCACGACUAAGGGGGGGAAAAAAAGGGAUUAUUAUUGCGAGAUGGACCUUUUCAUCAUGCAAUCGGAUGGGAAGAAGAUCGUGGACCCCGCCAAGCAGGAUGCUUUGAAAUGCCGCCUUCAGAUGGAAAUCGAUCGUCCGUUUAUUGUGUCGUUGACGGGCCGUGGGCCCGAUACCGAGUUAUUAGUUGUGAAUCCCGUGGAGCUGUCGGGAGAGGGCCGUCCCCUGGUUUUUUACGAUAUUACCCUCGCGCUUAAGAUGCUUGAUCAACAGAUAUUUUCGGCUGAAAUCGGGAGGUACAUGAUUGGAGAUAGGGAAUGGGAGCUUUACCGAGUUCUACUCGAUGAAGGCGACUAUAGCAAAGUUUCGAGGAAAAGGAUAGAGGAGACUGUUUGGAAGAUGUUAAUGGGGUGGGACUAAUAGCUUCAGUAAUAAUAAUCUAUUUGUGCUCGGUUGUUCGCUUUACAUCGGACUUCCUCUGUAUAUUCUACUUCUCUUAAAGGUCUUAGUUUUUCUUUUGUACCUCCUAGAGAUUCAUGAUGAUGAGUGGCUUAUGAAAUGUGAUUAUGAAGAAAAGGUUGCUUAGUUCUGUAGGGUAGUGUUUAAUCUUGGAAUGACAACAGUCAUGUGAAAUACUCUGAGUCUUUGAUUUGAACUGAUAGAGUUGUAUGUAAAGUAGUGAAGUGCAGGGGGGUGUGGGUUUGGCCUUAAGGAAGUAUUUUUCCUAAUAUUCUGCUACUGCUACAUCUUUUGCAGCCCUCAAACAUGCAAUAUAAAGGAACCCUUAAACAUUCAAUAUGAAGAAAUGUAGUCGAUUUAUCGUUUUUGGGGGUUUUUUUUAAUGUUGUUUGUGCUCGAUGCUUUUGUUUUUUUUCGUUGAACUUUUUGUUG
Messenger RNA from Striga asiatica, 1946 nucleotides. The record is from the annotation of a GenBank genome assembly. Lineage: Eukaryota; Viridiplantae; Streptophyta; Magnoliopsida; Lamiales; Orobanchaceae.